AUGUCUGCAUGGGAAGAAACCCCAGGGCAGACCCAAGACCUGCUUGAGGAUUAUAAAUCUCCUCUGGCCUGGAAACAUUUUGGGAUCCCAAAGGAAGAACUGGAAAGCAUUGCCUGCAAGAGGGAUAAAAAAGAGGAUCCCCAGGCUGGCUUCAACCAAGAAACACUGCUGGUUUGCACCCUCGACCUGAUCGAGGCUGGAACAGAAACAGCUGCCACCACUUUACGUUGGGCCCUCGUAUACAUGAUGAACUACCCAGAGAUACAGGAGAAAGUCCAGGCAGAGAUAGACAGAGUGAUCGGACAGUCUCGCCAGCCUACAAUGGCCGACAGACCCAACAUGCCCUACGCUGAGGCCGUCAUCCAUGAGACCCAGAGGUUGGGGAAUAUUGUUCCCUUUGGAUUCCCAAAAAUGGCCAGUAAAGACACUACACUGGGAGAAUACUUCAUUCCCAAGGGCACAAGUAUUACUACGGCCCUCUCAUCUGUGCUGUUUGAUAAGAACGAGUGGGUGACUCCGGACGUAUUCAAUCCUGAACAUUUCUUGGAUUCAAAGGGCCAGUUCCUCAGGAGAGAUGCCUUCUUACCAUUUUCAGCAGGUAAACGUGUGUGUAUUGGGGAACCACUGGCCCGAAAGGAGCUGUUCCUUUUCUUUACGUCUCUCCUCCAACGCUUCACCUUCUCUCCUGUUCCUGGAGAAAUGCCCAGCGUGGAGGGUGUGAUGGGUUUCACUCAUUCCCCUGAAGAGUUCAGGAUGUUGGCUUUGCCUCGCUGAACCAAACACAGGAAUCAAUCAGCACAGCCUCCACUAUCAUUCUGAGACCAAAUCAUCCCCAGCUUAACAACUGUGGGAAAUGUCAUCCUCAGUGAAGCACUAACAUGAUUAUCACUUCUCAGACCUGCAACUAAUACAUAAUUCAUAUAAUACAAGCUCUGAACAUUUUACAGAAGUGAAACAGAACCAAAGUGAGAGAUAGAACACCUACCAGUGGUUCUACAGAAUUGUAUAAU
This is a messenger RNA of Stegastes partitus (bicolor damselfish), 1010 nucleotides long. Its product is annotated as cytochrome P450 2J2-like. Gene Ontology annotation, biological process: xenobiotic metabolic process. Bases 1 to 774 code for a protein of 257 amino acids. The record is from RefSeq and is a predicted model, not a curated record. Gene Ontology annotation, molecular function: heme binding; iron ion binding; oxidoreductase activity, acting on paired donors, with incorporation or reduction of molecular oxygen, reduced flavin or flavoprotein as one donor, and incorporation of one atom of oxygen. Gene Ontology annotation, cellular component: cytoplasm; intracellular membrane-bounded organelle. Lineage: Eukaryota; Metazoa; Chordata; Actinopteri; Pomacentridae. The transcript has 5 exons.